Messenger RNA from Trichobilharzia regenti, 3865 nucleotides. NCBI's taxonomy places the organism in Eukaryota, Metazoa, Platyhelminthes, Trematoda, Strigeidida, Schistosomatidae. The record is from the annotation of a GenBank genome assembly.
GAGCAGGAACAUGAUGCUCUCAAUGCAAAUUAUUCUUCUCUCAGUAGUUACACUAGCUCUGGCUGACUGGGAUGCAAAUACUGCUAAAAUAUUACAAAUGCAUAAUGAUUAUCGUCGACAGAUACUCCAGUGUAAAGUGGACGGACAACCAGCAGCUAAGAGAAUGCCUCAACUGGUAUGGGAUAAGGAACUGGCUAGUCAAGCGAAAGCAUUAUCGAGAACCUGUAAACUAUCAACUAAUAGUCCUACAAACAGAAGAUUUCGUUUCGUUGGACAGAAUGCUGGCACUUGUACAAGUGUUGAAAAUGUCAUGGAGAGAUGGUUCUCUCAGCAUAAAUCGUAUAAUUUUAAAAACCAUCAGUGCAGUGGCCAAUGUCUAAACUACUUGCAGAUGAUUUUUGAAAAUACUACAUAUAUUGGAUGUGGAGUCACUAAAUGUCAAACGAAAGAUAAACGUCAAUACUUCCUCGCAGUCUGUAACUAUGGGCCAGGGUAAUUUAUUUCUCUGAUUUGUAUUGAUAAUUGUUUUCAUUAUACAAUGAAGUAUUCAAUUUAUUGUUAAAUAGGUAAGAAGCAUACGUUACGCAAUUGAUUCAACCAGGAGAAGGUUUCGACUUUUAGUUUUUAUAAAUAGUGAUAUCUAAUCUUAAUAUAUGUAUGUGGAUAUUAGCAAACACUCCAGUGUGUGUUUGCAGCGAUUUCAUCGAUUUCACGUGUAUUCUAGGAAUCACCUGAUAUAGCGAACCACUAGAAUUCACAUAGUAAAUGCUACAGGAGUGUUAAGCCAUGUUCAUCCAGGGCUGGAGCUCCCAUCAACUAGAUUCCGUUCCAGGAACUGGAUAGUCCUUACGCUCAUUUUGUAAGCCGGAUGUCUUGAUGUCAAUUUUAUGAUGGGCUCGUUGGCCUAAAGCACUGCUGAACUAUCCCGAACAAGAACGCAACUACUCUCCAGCAUUCUCCUUUCUUCAACGGUUCCCUAAGUGAAGUAACUUAGUGAUCGGGCUUAGAACUCACAUUCCAUAACAGUUAUACUAUUCUGGUUUUAAAGUGGAUUAAUGUUUGUAUAGGUAGAUGACAUAUACGCAAGAUACCUUCAUCGUCGUAAAAUUAAUCGAAAAUUUAUCAUGUUGAAGGUGAAGGAUGCAGUUCCAUAAAUUGAAGGUACUUAAUUAUUCGAAUUUAUCUUCUCACCAACAUUCUCUUAGGUUACCAGUUGAAAAAAUGGGCUUCAUCAGGAUAUAUCCAUUUCGUUCCCUCCCCUCUGAAGACCUUUAUGGCUGACCAUAUAACUGCCCAUAAUCUACUACUGCUACCCGUAUUUCACACAUUAUCCCCACCCAGAGACAGCCCUCACUCGUCGUUUCCCGUUCAAGUAAGAACAGAGGGCUGUGUGCGAUAUGUCACGCAGCAGUCGCCUCAACGUGUGACCAAUCCAUCUCAAUUUUUUUACGAAUAUUUUGUUGUGCAACAUAUUAUUGAUUGGGCUCUUCAGAAUGUAGUCAGCUAACGCAGAUGUUGGUAAAUAUCUGAAGUGACGCGAAGGACGAAUUUCAUUAUCAUAAAGUACCAUGGAUGUCUAAAAUCUGAAUUUCAUCAAUUUUGUGUUGAGUUCUGAAGAUUUCCAAAAUGAUAUCGAAGCGAUGAAAAUAGAUCUUGUCUUUCCAUUUGUGAAUAUGACAUUUAUCCGUAAAAAUAACCUCUAGUUGGAACGAUACUGCCUAGCUAAGUGAAAGAGGUCAUGUUACCCAGAUUUAUUCCCUUUUUGAUGUGAUUCCUAAAUUCUGAAAAGAACAUAUUGGAAUGUGUAAUUAUCAGACCAUCUGAAGAAAAACGUUACUAGAACUACAUCGAAUUAAAGAAACCACCCUUUGAGCUACUCUGAGUCAGCACACAUCAAAUAUUGCACAUAAUCGCAUUGAGGCUGAUUGAUAUGACAAUACUUUGACAUGAUUUUGAGCAAGAAAUUCAUGCUCAAAACAUCAUCAUGGCAUAUAAAAAUGAACACCUGUAGGUCUAUAUUGUAAAAACAUUAUUCCCUGUUGAAACAUGUAUAAGAUGACUAAUACGAUGCAUUCUUUUGAUGCUUGUGUUGCUGGAAUCGUUGAUGAUACGAUAGAAAAGAUUUGUAGCUCAGGUGGAUGAUUUUGAUGUGGUUGUGUUCUCUCAGUAGAAUAGUUGAUUUCCGAAGCUUUCAUCACCCUACUCGGUGACAUCUCCAGCCCAUACUUCAAUUCCACGAAGUGAGGUUUUCGACUUACACACGAGUUUAUUAAUCAUCUCUCUUGAUGACCUUAGACGUGAUUGGUUGUUCAUGUGUGUGUUUUUACAUCUUCUAGGUUACUUGUAUUGCAAUUGGUUGUUUCUUUGACUUGAACUUUGACCGUUUGUGUGUGAAGUUCCUUUCUUAUCGGUUGAUAAAUUUCGUUUAUCUCUAUGUGUCUAUUGACUGAUGAUUAACUGCAAGGCCAAGCUUGUAAAAAUUCUCAAGCAUUCUUGUUGUUUCAUCUGUCUAAUAUUUGAACGUUGGUUGUCCAAGUCGAAUCGAUGUCCAUGGUUGUGUGUGUGUGUAGUGAUAUAAGGAAGUCGAUGUCAGCAUGUCUUUUGACGGCUAGCUUAAGUUCGUGGAUACGAUAAUGAAGGGGACGUUCACUUUGGCCAAUCUAGCGUAUUUCGCAGUUAAUACAAUUCAUUGUGUAGAUGAUGUUGUUGGUUUCAUCUUCUUUAGCUGUUGAGUCUUUUGGUUGACAUAGAAUUGAGUGAAGUGACUUUGUUGAUUUUUGUGCGACGUCAAUUCCAAUGUCACCAGGAAUGAUGAUUAAUAAACUCGUGGAGAAACCUGGAAGCUCACAUCGUGAAAUUGAAGUAUGCGCUGAAGAUGUCAUCCAUUAGGGUGAUGAAAGCUUCACAAAUCAACCACCCAGCUCAGAGAACACAACCACAUCAAGAUCGUUGAUGACUCUUCAAACCUGACAUACACAAAGAUGUGACUAGUUUCAAUACGUGUUGUGUUACAGUCUCGGAAUUACGACUAACCUGCUAAUAAUACACAGUCAUGAUUGUUGAAUCAUAUCGACUUCCCUCAACUAUCUGACAUUGAAGGAGACAAUGAGUAUGUGGUGAAAGCAGCCUUCUAGCCAAUUGGUUGACAUUAAUCUACGUCAGUGUCUAGGUCACUAAUAUGGGCCGUGAGAAAAUAUGAACAAGGCUGUUUCAACAACCAACCACAGCAAACUUAAACGUGGGCAAAUAUUACUCGCAGACAGGUGGCUCCACUUUCCGAAGAACUCGAAAACAACCAAUCAGAAGACUGCGUUUGUUUACUUGACUAGGCUAUAAUAAUGUAUGUGAAAUUUAUAUAAAUACGUGUUGAUUUUCGUAAUAAAACGAUCUGUUGCCUGGCCACUGUCUUCUGUUGUUACAAGUACGGGGAUUUCAAAUAAGCAACAAGUAUUUGUGAAGUAUGUUUAAGCCAGAUAAAUGAAUUGAAAUUCGUUUGAUAAACUAUUGUGAAUUCAGUCUCAUAGCAUGGAUUUUUCCUACUUUCAGAGUAGAUACUAGUGUCAGACCAUAUGAAGCGAGAAAUAUCAAUGAAGUGUGCCCAGUGAAAGAGACUGUAGCACCUGUUCAACCCGAACAUGGACAAUGGCAGCCAACUAUGGGUACCAUGAAAUUUAACUCUAGAAAUUGUUACUGCUUUCAAUAAAAACAAUGCAAUAAUUUAAUAAUCAAACAGUUUUAAUAAUGGAGUAUACUCUCUUAUUUUAUAAAAAUCUUUGUGUUACAUAACGUAUGUACUUUUAAAAUAUAAAGAGUGUUUAAUUUUACUGAAGUUUUCUUGUUGAGAAUAAACUGUGUGAAACACUUA